Messenger RNA from Chlamydomonas reinhardtii, 12139 nucleotides. RefSeq lists its product as uncharacterized. NCBI's taxonomy places the organism in Eukaryota, Viridiplantae, Chlorophyta, Chlorophyceae, Chlamydomonadales, Chlamydomonadaceae. The record is from RefSeq and is a predicted model, not a curated record. Bases 484 to 10986 code for a protein of 3500 amino acids. The transcript is spliced from 21 exons.
AGGAAAAUUGUAUCAGCGUUCAACGUAGGACCGCUAGUGCGAUGCAAAGCAGACAGCUUUUCGAACUGCUUUUUGUGGCCCCUUGGCAAGCCAGGUGUGCCUUAGUGGCCAUUAGUUAGUAUGACAUAAGGGAAGCCGGGCGAGGAGUGCUGGCGAGGAGUGCAGCUCGUAGGCUGACCACGGAGGGCGCUUGCACCAAAGGCCGGAAAGCGGAGCAUUGAAAUGUCGCAUCUGAAACGAGAACAUACCGUCGCACAUUUGGACGGUCCCAGUAUUGACGCAUUCUUAUUUAAUCAGCCAGCAGUCAGCAUGCAGGGAGCAGGCGCUGCUCCCCCAGGAGGUCCGCGUGGCCUGGCCGGCCUUCGAGCGAGCACCAUGUGGCGGUUCCGCAAUCCAAGUGUCAUCAAGGUCCCUGCAUGGAGGACCGAGCCGCAGGUGAACCGGCGCGUGCCUGGAAGCACCACCACUAUUCCGCAACCGUUGAUGCCGGCAGCCUCAGACCGCGGCAAACUAGUGCCCUUCUCAAGCUACCUGCAAGCGGUCAUCCAAAAGGACUACGCCGUUGGCUACCUCUGCCUCACCAUGCUGAGCAAGAGCACCACCGCCCUGUGUGUGCUGCUGGAGGUGCUGCAGCAGGCGCAGGCACAGCAGCUGCAGCAGCCUCUGCCAAGCGGUAAAAAGGCGCUUCAAGGAAACGCCUCUGCCGGGCCCGUCCUAGCGCGGGCGCUGGAGGAGCUGUCGGCGCCGCGGCCACUUGUCCGCAAGAUGGCGGCUGUCGGCAACUCGCGCAACUCCGUACCCUCGCGUGCGGACCUGGUGAAGGCGCUGGGCCUGUCCUCGGGUCAUGGCCUGGCACCCCAGGUGGUGCAGCCGGAGGCCGGCCCGCACACAUCCGAGGCGUCUGUUGGCACGUCAGACGCAGACGAUGUGCUUGGCAGCUUCCCACUGCCAACCCGUGCACCAGCUGCGAGCAAGGCCGGCGAUUGCGUCGGCGACGGUGGCACGUCAGGGGGUGGCGGUGGUGUAGGCGGCGGCGGUGGUGGCGGUGGUGACGGUGGCGACAGCGAGGGCCCCGAGCCCGAGCGUGAGCCGGCAGCGCCGGCCCCACUGCGCUGGCUAGCUGUGGCGCUUUCGCUGUCCCUCAUGCUGCCGCCCUCUGGACUGGUCGAGCUUGCAGUCAAGCUCAGCCGGGCGGUGUUAGCCGACCCCUGCACCCUCGUGCCGCCGUCCUAUGGCGGUGACUUGCCCAGCAGCCCAGCCCGGCGCCCGCGCCUGGCCCGGCGCGAGGGGCCUCGCCGCCGCCGGUUCGCGCUGGUGCAGCACGCCGCCGUGCAGGCGUCCGACGGUGAGAACGUGCUGCUGCUGCACCCCGCCUCCGUCGCCGCGGCGCUGCUGUUCCCGGCCGUGAGGGCUGAGUCUGGCGCGGCCGCGCCGCGCACGACCGCAGCGGAAGAGCUGCGGCGAGUGCUGGCCGCGGCCGCGGCGCUUGUGCCCGACGACGCGCGGCUCCGCUUCCAACACGGCCCCCUGCCGGGCUCGACUGUUGGCGAGGGCGGCAGGGUUGUUGGCGGCGCCGGUGGAGCCAGUCGGUCGGCUGCAGAGCUCGCGAGCAUGUCGCUGCGCUGCCAGCUGGCGGGGCUUGCAGAUGCGCUGGAGGCAGCGCGAGAGCGCGAGGCGGCGCUGGCGGCGCGGCUGAUCACGCGGCGCGCCGUAAGCCUGGCAGUGCAGCAAGGCAAGGUGGUGGAGUUGACAGCCGCGCUGGACGAGUCGGGCGAGGCGCUGGCCGCCAGCCAGAGCCGCAUGGACGCGAUUGCUGCGCACAUGGAGGAGCUGCAGGCUGAGCUGGAGGCGGACCUGGCCGUGCUGUGGGGUCAGCUGCAGGACGUCACCGCGCACCGCGACGCACUCAUGGUGGAUAUGGAGGCGGAUGCUCAGGCAGCGUCCGUCAAGGCCGCGCAGCUGGCGGCAGCCUGCGCCGCCCGGGAGCAUCUGGCGGCGCAGCUGGCGGCCGCCGAGCACGCUGCGCACGAGGCUGCGGGCCAUUUGGCGGCAUCGGCAGAGCAGCUGGAGGCAGCGGACGCGGCAGUGCGGGCCGCGGGCACCGAGCGCGACCAGGAGCGAUCCCGUGUCGCCCACCUGUCUGCGGAGGUUGAGGCGGCGGUGCGCUUGGCGGCCAUCCUGGAGGCCGCUCUGGGCUCCGAUGCCCCAGCAACCACGCUUACCUCAACCCGCGCAAUCGCAAAGGCGUCCCAGCAGCACGACAGCGAUGACGACAUCCGCUCACCCACCGACGACACAGCGCAGUCGCUUGAUGCCGCCGCUGCUACCGGCAUUGCCGCCACUGGGGACGUCCAGCAGCUGCAGCAGACGCUGCGCCGGCUUCAGCAGCGGGCCGAUGAGCUGGCGGCGCUGCGGCAGGAGCGUGCCCAGCUGGCGGCGGCGGUGGAGGCCGCGGCGGCGGCCCAGGCCGCAAGUGCCACCGCACUGGCGGCUAGCCAGGCCGAGGCGGCGGCACUGGCGGCUGACGUGUCGCGGCUGCAGGCGGAGCUUGCGGAGGCGGCUGGGGCACAACAGGCUCUGGAGGAAGAGCUCAGCAAGACCUGCAGCAUGCUGACGGAGUUGCAGGGCCGCCUGCGGCACUCGGACGAUUCGCUGGUGGAGGCGCGCCGCGGCUGGAACGACAGCGAGGCUGAGUUGGCCGCCGUGCGCUCCCACCUGCACGCGGCCAUGACGCUGAAGCUCGCGCAGCCGCCGCAGGCCGGCGGCGCCGUCCGCGCGCUCAGUGGCGGCCAGAACAGCAGCGUGCAGCCCGCUGCUUGUCUGGCCGCUGCCGCCGCCGAGCGCCUGGCCUGCCUGCAGGCGCAGUGCUCCGACCUGGGCGAGCAGCUGGCGGCGGCACAGCGGGAGCGCCAGGACCUGGAGAUGGCCCUAGGCGACAGCCGCAGCGAGCGCGCGGCGCUGGAGGAGCAGCUGAACACCAGCGGCGGCGAGGUCGAGGCGGCGCGGCGCCGGCUUGAGGAGGCGGCGGCAACCCUGGCGGCUGCAGCAGAGGAGGGUGCCGGCCUGCGGGAGCAGCUGGCCGUGACGGCGCAGAAGCUCGCCGAUGCGCAGGCGGAGGCGGCCGCCGGCGGCACCCGCAGCCGCGCUGCGGAGGAGGCGACAGCGGCACUGGUAGAGCAGCUUGAGGUGGCGCAGGCCGAGGUGACGGCGCUGGCGACGCAGGUGGCUGCGGCCCAAGCCGACGCAGGCGCAGCGCGUGCAGCGCUAGAGCGCUCGGCGGAGGCCGCCGCUUCCGCCGCCGAGGCCCUUCGGGCCGAGGUGGCGUCGCUGCAGGGCCAGCUGGCGGCUGCUGCUGCUGCACGCGAGACUUCGGAGUCGGCAGUUGAGGUGCUGCAAUCUCGGGUGUCCACACUGGAGGAGCAGCUCAAGACAACCGCCAGCGCCCGCCGGGGCCUGGACGAAGAGGUAGCUGAGAGCGCCCAGCGCGAGACGGCUCUACGGUCAGAGCUGGCGGUGUUGCGGAAGGAUCUGGAGGUGGCGCAGGCGGCGGUGGCGGCGGCGCGUGAGGCUGAGGACAACCGCGCUGCGGCGGUGUCUGCUGCCUCCACCAAUGCCGCCAACUUGCAGGACACUGUCAGUGAGCUCGUGGCGUCGCUGGAGGCAAUGGAGCUGCAGCUGCAGCAGGCGCGCAGCGGCAGCGGCGCCGCCCUGGCGGAGGCGGAUGCCAAGGCAUCUGCGCUGCAAGCUCUGCUGGCUAGCCGCGAUGAGGCCAUCUCUGCGCUGCAGAAGCAGCUAGCGGAGUUGGCUUUGGAGCUGGAGACCGCGCGUGCGGCCGCGGCUGGAGCGGUUGAUGCGAGGGCAGCGCUGCAGGAGCAGCUCGCUGCGCAGCUUGCGGAGCUAGCUGCGGCGAUGCAGGCUGCGGAGGUUGCGCACGCGGCCGCUGCGGCAGCCGCCGCGAGCCAGCAUGCGACCGCCGCUGCCGAGCUCGAGGGCCGCUGCAUUGACAGCGAGGCCGCGGUGGCAAGCCUGCGCCUGGCGCUUGCGGACAGCGAGGCGGCACGCCUGGGACUGGCUGAGCAGCUGGCGGGCGCGGUGUCUACGCGCAGCUUGCUGGAGGCCCGGAACGAGGCAGUGGAGGCGGACGUGCAGGCUCUGCGUGCGGCGGCCGUGGAGGUGGAGGAGCGGCAGGUGCGCCUGCAGGAGCAGCUGGCGGCAGCUGAGGCAGCGCAGACGGAGCUUGUGGCUGAGGCUGCGAGCCGCGAUGCGUGCCACCGUGAGGUGCAAGUGGCACUGGCGGCCAGCGAGGCCGAGCGCGAGUCAGCGACGGCGCGGCUGUCAGAGGCCACGGCAUCGCUGGCUGAGUUGCAGCAGCGCUUGGCGGAGACCGAGACCCAGCGCGCUACCCUGCAGUCAGAGCUGGCCGCAGCCAAAGAGGCCAGCGCGGAGCUGGAGGAGCGCCUGGCGGCUGCUGAUGCAGACCGGCAGGAGCUGACGGCACGCCUGGCGUCGUCCGCGUUUGCGCGGGACGAGCUUACGGCGGCCCUCGCUGCAGCCCGCGCCUCGGCUCUUGCGGCGGAGGCCGCGCUGGCCUCGGCUGACAGUGACCGGGAUGAUCUGCAGCAGCGCCUCGCUGCCGCUGCAGAGGCUCGCGCGUCCUUGGAGGCGUCGCUUGCGGCAGCUGGCGGCGUGGCUGGCGACAUGAGCCGCCAGCUGGAGGCGGCCGCAAUAUCUCGGCGCGCGCUGGAGCAGCAGCUGGGGCUUGUGCAGGUGGAGGGUCGCAGCGUAGCAGAGGCACUGGCGACGGCCGACGCUGACCGCGCAGCGCUGACGGGUCGCCUCGCCGCUAUUGCUGCCGCCUGCCAGGAGCUGGGGGUGCAGGUUGCGGUGGCACAGGGUUCCAGCGCCGAGCUGCGCGCCGCCCUGGCCGAGACCACAGCCGAGCGUGAGACCCUGCGUUCCCAGGUGGGCGUGUCCAGCGCGAGCCUGUCGGCAACGGCGGCGCAGCUGGCGGCGGCAAAGGCCGCUCAUGCGGAUGUGGAGCGGCGGCUGGCGGCUGCAGCAUCUGAACUGGAGGCGCUUCGUGCUCAGCUGGCGGUUGCGGAGGGAGAGCGUGAGAGCCUUGCCGCGGCUGUGCCUCAGGCACAGUCGGAGAACGCCCGCCUGACGCAGCGCCUGUCCGAGGUUGAGCAGGAGCGGUGCAGUGCUUCGGCCGCACUAAGCGCGGCUGAGGCUCAAGGUGCCGCGCUCGCCGGCAAGCUCGCACAGGCAGUGGAGCGGCAAAAGGAUCUGGAGGGCAGCCUGGCAGCGGCAGAGACCGAGGCACAGCAGCUGUCUGAGCGCCUGCGUGACGCCGACGCCAAAGCUGUGGUGUCUGGGGCGGCACUUCAGGAGCGAUCUGCCGCUCUGGCGGAGGCCGCCGGUGCCAACACCAAGGCCCGCGACGCUGCCGCCGCUGCGCACACCGCCCGCGCCGAGACUGAGCAGCAAUUGGACGCGGCACGUGCCACUGUGGCGCAGCUGCAGCAGCAAGCUGAGACCACCGCCGCCGAGCGGGAGCGGCUGCGGGCCGAGCUUACCGCUGCGGACAACGACCGGUCACAGAUCACAGAGGCCCGGGCCGCUGCCGAGGCGGCAGCCCAGGCGCUGACGGCUGACCUGACAGCGGCCACGACGCGUCUGGCGGAGACAGAGGCCCGCCUGCGCGCUUCCGAUGCGGCCAUUGCGGGCCUCAGGGCCCAGCGCGAGGCUGGUGAUGGGGCUCUUAAGGAACUGGCGUCCCAGCUGGGGGCUGCUGAGGCGGCGGCGGCCGAGAUGCAGGCCAAGUGGCAGGCCCAGGCCAAGCAGCUGGAGGCCCUCGAGGAGGAGCGAGACCAGCUGCACUCUCAGGCAGAGGCGGUGGAAGCUGAGCUGGAGGCGCUGCGUAAGGCAGCGGCUGAGGCUGCGGCAACGGCGGAGUCCCAGAAGGCUGCUGCGGCUGACAGGCUCUCCGCGGCCGAGGCGGGGGCCGCUGCGCUACAGCAACAGCUGCUAGCGGUGGCGCAGCAGCGUGACCAGCUGCACUCUCGGGUCGAGGCGAUGGAGGCCGAGCUGCAGGCGCUGCGUGAGACAGCGGCUGAGGCUGCGGAGGCGGCUGAGUCGCAGAAGGCUGCUGCGGCUGACAGGCUCUCCGCGGCCGAGGCGGGUGCCGCUGCGCUACAGCAGCAGCUGCUGGCUGUGGCGCAGGAGCGUGGCCAGCUGCACUCUCGGGCCGUGGCGAUGGAGGCUGAGCUGGAGGCACUGCUUGAGGCAGCGGCUGAGGCUGAGGUGCGGGAGGCGAGCCUGCAGGAGCAACUGGAGGCGACUGAGGCGAUGCGGUCGGCCUUGGAGGAAGAGGCGGAGGCCAGCGACGCCGUGUGCGCCCAGCUUCAGGCCAAGGCUGAGCGGUUGGAGGUGGAGAAGGCGGAGUUGCUGGAGUACGUCGCCGAGCUGGAGGCAACUCGUGAGGUGCUGCAAGAGGCGCUGGAGGGUGCCGAGACCAGCGAUGCCGAGCAGCGCGCCAAGCUCGAGGCUGCAGUCGCGUCAGCUGUGGAGUUGGAGCAGCGGCUGGCGGCCGCGCUGGAGGCGGACGCCGCUGGCCGGCAGGUGCUGCAGCAGCGGCUUGACAAGGUGCAGGCCAUGUCCACGGACCUAACGGCGCGGCUGGCGGCGGCGGAGUCGGAGACGGCGACGCUCACUGGCAACCUCUCUGCGGUCGAGGCGGAGGUCGCCGGUCUGAAACAGCAGCUGAUAGCGGCGGCGCAGGCGCGUGACCAGUUGCAGGCGCGUUUUGCCGCGGCCGAAAAGGAGCGCGUGCUGUCCCAAAACCGGCUGGCGGCGGCAGAGCACGAGCGCGAUGCCCUGGCUGGACAGCUGCGCGGCUCUCAGGCGGAAGCCGCGGAGAUGGCAGCGGCGCUGGCGGCUGGGGAGCACGAGCGCAGCCAGCUGGCGGACCGUCUGGCUGCGUCUGAGGCUGCUGCUGCGGAGCUAAAGGCGGAGCUGGAUGCGGCGGCGGCAGAGCGCUCAAGCCUGGCCACGGAGCUCGCCGGCACGGAGGUGGCGCGUGUGGAGGUGUCCAAGCAGAUCCAGGAUAUCAGCAUGCGGCUGGCGCGCAAGUCCGACAACGCCGUCAUCCGGCGCAUGACGCAGACCACCGCCGUCCUGGAGCAGCUGGAGGAGCUGGCGGCGGCAGCCGAGGCAGAGCGCAGGCGCAUGCAGGCGCGCGAGGCGAAGCUGCUGGGCCGCGUGGAGGGCCUGCAGGCAGAGAACGGCCAGCUGGCGGUGCGCGGCCUGGUGCGGCUGGCUCUGGCGCGCGCCUGCCUGCGCGCCGUGGACGAGGAGCGCGAGGCGCUGGCGGCGCAGCUGGCGGAGCUGACCUGCGGCUUCGGCGGCCUGCUGGGGUCGGCCGGCCGCAGCCCUGCCGGCUCGCGGCUGGUCGUUUCGCCGGGAGCGCUAGGGGUCGGUGUGGGUUCAUCGUCGGCAGCGGACCGCAGCGGCGGGACCAGUCCCACUGUGGCGGCCGCCAGCAGCGGCUGCAGCUCGGGCGGCACGGGUGUGGCGGGCGGCCAGCAGGAGCAUGUGCGCGACCUGGAGGCCUACAAGCGCCAGCUGGACGAGGUGCGGCGGCAGAUGGAGGAGACGCUGCGUGAGGCCAGCUACAGCAUGGCGGGCGUGGACGCCGCGCUGUCAGUGCCAUGCGCUUUCCCGCAGCUGAAUCUGAUGACGGCGCAGAGGCCGUCGCACUCGGCCGCCCUGCGCGCCGCUGAGGACGAGGAGCGGCGCGACUCGUUCUCCUGGAUGCCUGACAUGAACCACAUGGGAAACAUGCUGGAGCGCCGGGCCACGGAGGGCUCUGGCCGGGAGGCGCAGGAGGCGCAUGUCGGCCCCAUGAGGAUGACGGCGUCGUCGUCGGUGCACUUCAAUCCCUCGGCGCCCUACAGCACGCCCGCCACCACCUACCGCCACUACGGCCGCGGCGGCCGCGCCUGGACCGGCGGCUCCGGUGCCGCCGGCGGCCCGGGCGCCAGCGGCGGCUCUCGCCUGGCACCCGGCGGCAGCGGCGCCCGCGGGGGCCCAGGCGCCGGUGCCGGCUACAGCCCCGGCACUGGUGCCGGCUACAGCCCCAGCACCAGCGGUGCGCCCAGCCCGCCCAGCCGCACCACGCCCCCGCGCCCGCUGGAGGCCAAGCUGGCGGCGCUGCAGGCCCAGCUGAACAAGGCUGGCGAGCUGGGCCGCAUGUGGGAUGAGCGGCUGGACGCGGCGGCGGGGCGGCCCGAGGCCAGCAUCAUGGAGACAGUGGCGGCGCGCAUGCAGGCGCAGGCCGAGGAGAUCAUCAAGUCCAGCGCGGAGGCCUCGCUGCGCGGCUCCCACGAGUCCCAGCAAGAGGCACAGCACGCGCACCCGUCAGCCGGCGGUGGCCUCUUCCUGCUGCAUGGACGGGAGCAGCUGCGCGGCAGCUUCAUCAACGAGUCAGACGAGCAGGAGCAGGACCGCGAUUACGACCACCACCACCACCGCGAUCGCCACCGCGGCCGCCAACACGACUCUGACGUCACCUCGCCCACCGCAGCCACAGCCGCAGCCGCCACCCAUCGCGCCUCCACCGACCUGGGCUCAGUGGCGCAGUCGCUCCUUGCGCUUCGUGGCGGCGUCUCGACCCUGCUGGCUCUGGUCGCCGACGCCGACACCUCUGGGGCCGGCUCCGAUGGCGACGGCGGCAGCCUCAGCCUGCGCUCCUCGGCGCAGUCGGCGUCGGUGCCACCGCUGUCGGCUCAGCAGCACCAGCAGGCGCUGGUGGCGCUGAUGGCGCACGUGCACAACCUGGAGCAGCAGCUGCUGGGGGCCCAAGCGCCGCUGGCGCACACCCCGCCGGCAACAGCAAAGGCCGCCGCCGACGUGGCUGUGGCAGCUCCGCUGCCUGCUGCCUCUGGCAGCGCCGCAGCUGGCACUGUCACAGGCGGCAGCAUGCUGCUGCUGGCGCCGUCCAGCGGCCGCACGCCCGCCUCCUACGGCCGCUACCACGACCACCGCACCGCCGCGGCCACCACCGCCACCACCACUGCCGGCGUCGAGGGCGAUGACGACCCCCACCCCAGGGAAGUGGACGAGGACGUGGACGGCGACGGCGGCGACUUCAUCUCGCCGCCCCACAGCCGAGGCUCGCCUGCGGACAGCCCCCGCGCCCAGGACGCCGCCUCCAAGCCGCUCGCGGUGGGGCUCAGCGUGGACGCAGAUUCCCAGGACGUCAAGCUGACACUGGUGGCCCAGGCGGUUGCCGCCGAGCAGACGCAGGCCCAGGCCCAGCAGGCUCCUCCGCCCGGUGGUGGCGGCCGCCGCCUGGCCGCCAUUCACGCCGUGGCAUUCGAGGUGGCAGUGGCCGCGCCCUGCGAGGCCGCCGCCGCCGGAGCUGCGCCGCCGUCCAGCCUGACCUGGCUGGUGGGCGCGGACGGCGCCAAGAUGGGGCCAGCGCCGGCGUUUGAGCAGCAGGUCAAGGAGGCCACAGUGAUGCCGGUGGAGGUGGCGGCGGUGGCGGUGGCGGCGGCGGAGGCGCCCUCAAUGCCUCUCAGCUGCGUCACCCGCGCCGUCAACAACGGCGCCAUGGCCGCCACCGCCACGCCCCGCAGCGCCGCCACCGGCCCGGUCUCCACCGCCGCCUCUGAGGGCUGCGCAUCCAGCCUUCUGGACAGCACCGCCACGCCGCGCACCACCUCCGGCGCCGUGCCGCGCGCCGCCUCCGGCGCCGGCAUGGCGGUCGGCGCCACGCCCACCGGCCCCGCCGCCCGACCCCUGGACGCCAGCGCCGCGGAGCAGAUGCUCCGCUAUUCCAACCCCUGCUUCGCCCGCACGCCCGCCGCCGCCGUGGUGGCGGCAGCCGCCACUGCGGACGCGGCGUCCUCCGCUGGCGGCGCCGCCACUGAUGAGGACGGCCAUGUCCCGGCCAUGGCUGACCUGGACGCGAUGGCUGAUGACGAUGCGGGUGCCGCGGCGGCCAUGGCGGCGGCGGCGGCCCGUGACGGCCUCCCGCUGCCGGCGCUGGAGAUGACCGAGUCGGUGGACAUCACGGCGCUGAGGGCGGCGCGGCGGCGGCACGCCGUCAGCGAUGGCAGCGGCGACGCCGGCGCGGCUGCGUCGGGCGUGCAUGAUGGCCGCACGUCUGCGCCCGGCACCGCCCCCAGCUGGUCCGGCUCCAGCUUCCCAAUGCACCCCGAUGCCGGCGCCGCCGCCCCCGUCCACUACAGCCAUGGCUCCGGCGCCAGCUACGGCGGCGCCCCCGCCCCCGGCAGCCAUCGCACCUCGUGCGCCGGCAGCAUCGCGGAGAGCCUGCCUGGCGGCGGCGCCGCGUCCUUGGCGGGGCCGGGUGCUGCGGACGUGGGCGACAGCUACAAGGUGGACCCGCGGGCCAGUGGCGGCGGCCUGUUCUGCAUGCCGCUGGUCAGCCGCAGCAGCCGCAGCCGCAAGUUCUCCUUCCGCUUGCCCUCGCGCCAGGGCUCCAGGUCUUCCACCGUGUACCCCGAGCACGCAAACGGCAGCACCGCGGGUGCAGCCCCCGGUGCCCCCGGCGGCGUGGACCUGCAUGCCAGCACCGACAUGUCUGCUCCUGACAACCUGAGCGUCAGCAGCCACGGCACAGGCAUUACGCACGCCACCGGCGCCGCGGCUGCCAGUGCAGGCAACGCCUCGUGCCACGGCCCAGCCGACCUACAUCCCCGCCAGCACCGGCCCACCGUUUCAAUGGAGCAUUUGUCGCUGUCCAACGGCGGCGCCGGCGCGCUGCUCACACCCAGCGCCCUGCCGCCGCCGCUGCCGCCGCUACCCCACAAGGCCAGUGGCAGCAGCAGCAAGAGUGGCUCCUUCCUUAAGAAGCUGAAGAGGGCCGUGGGCAUGGGCGGCGGCAGCAGCGGCGGCGGCGCCAAGGGCCCAGUCAGCAUGCCGCCACAGCCCACGCCCACCCCGCGCGUGUCGGCCUCGUAAGGUAUGAGCGGCAGUGGCCACCCAUCCCAGUUCGAUAGAGGCAAGAAGUAAGGUGGCCAUGACGGCGUGACAAAGUAUGGUGUACUGAGGGAGGCAGGUGACAAGGCGACAGGUAGUGCGCAGGGGAGGUGUUGCAAGUAGGGUCCGGAAACAGACACAGCGCAGAAGGUUCGUGCAAGCCCAUCAAGUAGAUAGUGUCUCUGUCUGUAGCGGCCAUAGACUGAUAAGCGGACUUACAGCAAAUGUCCGCGUUGACAAGUAUGGUGGUUUUUAAUCCCAAGGGUUUAGUGCAAAACGGUAACACUUCAGUAGCAGGAGCGGUUGUAUUUGUGUAGAGGUAGCAAUUUGUCUGUCGACAGGCGCGUGGGAUAUGCCAGUAGGGGUGUACCGAAGCCUGCAGGUAGGGGUUAGGGCACAAGUGGUGCCAGCUGAUGAUGCAGUGCGCAAGGGUAACGACCCGGAGAGGCGGCAGCGUGGAAUGUUUUUACUGGAGAUGUACAAGUUGAAAGACGUCACGUGUUGUAGGAUCACCAGACCACUUCACUUGUCACCCCACUAUAAUAGGCGGCAGGGCAGGGAAAAGUCGGGCGGAACGAGAAGCAAUAGGUUGAGGCCGGCCGGCAUCUGGUUGGCAGUCUUUGCUGGCGAGCACAGCACCGCGCACUAUGUGGUAAGCCGCAGCAGUGAGGAGUAUUGUGGCUAGAGGAGUUCCUGCUGUUUGGUUGAUUGCUGGCUGUGCUUUUGCGUGGCAGCGGGACGUGGCUGGACGCAUGGCGGGCCGUGCAUGUACGAAAUGACCCCGGCUAUGUCCGGGAGAUAAGGUAGACGCUUGCGGCCCCAGACUACAGACGUGCCGUGUCACUCUGCCACUUAGCGCCAGCCUGCGUUGAUUUCUCCUUGUUGGAAAGUCGCCGGUAUGGUCGACUGUCACUCACACUAGUUACACGGGUUACACCGAACGUUAGGCAAUGCAGGAAGUAGCGUGCCUAGGAAAGUGAGGAUGAAUGGGCAAUGCAACAGGUGCUGCGGGCGCAAGUAGCCGGGGAAGUUGCAUGCGGACGUUGCGCGAUCUAGGCGGGAUAUAAGCCGGCGUUGGCACGCCGGACUUACACCAGUCUUAUUCUACCUUACUGGGUCAAUGUAACAGUAUAAG